CUGGAUGCAGUAGUUUCGUAGUUCUGUUGUUAGUGUCGACAUUUCUAUACAUGGGAAACCGGUGGGUCCUAUUCCACUGUGGUCCCGUCCUCCAGAAUCCAAUCUUCAACACGGCGUUGUGGCAGUUAGUUGGCAAACUAGCUAAUUAAUUAGCUCGUGAUGUCUCAAGACGGCUUUCCCACUGCUGCUGCAAGGACUCCUGUUAACAGUAAUAACUGCUUGGGCUGUGCCAAAGAGCCGCCUUCUCCUUGCCCUGAAAAAACUCCCAUUCAAAUUCUCCACGAAUAUGGCACAAAGAUUGGAAACCUACCCUUGUACGUCAUGGAAAAGGCUGAAGGAGAAGCCCACAACCCUAGUUUCGUUUUCAACGUCACAAUAGGAGAUAUUACCUGUACAGGUCAGGGGCCAAGUAAAAAAGCGGCAAAGCACCAGGCCGCCGAACUGGCCUUGAACAUUUUGAAAAUUGAGCCUGGACCAAACAUUCCCAUCCCAAAGAAUGAGGAUAAUGGUGUUGCUGUGGAGUCCCACAACCAACACAAUCCUAUAGGCAUUCUACAGGAACUGGCACUUCAGCGGGGAUGGCGUCUCCCCGAAUACUCCGUCUGCAUGGAAGUAGGCCCACCUCACAAGAGAGAGUUCACCAUUACGUGUCAAAUGGAGGUCUUGUCAGAAACGGGAACUGGAAAUUCCAAGAGGUCUGCCAAGCGAGACGCUGCAGAGAAAAUGGCUGCAAAGAUCCAAUCACUGUCCGGCUGUCACGAUAUGCCAUGGACUCCAAGGCCUACCGUGAGGCUGGAAUGUUUGCGAACGUCUUCCGGAGAUAAUAUUUCAAUGCUGAGAAGGAAUCCGCUCAGCAUUCCCAACACAGACUAUGUGCAGAUGAUGUUGGAGCUGUCCAAAGAGCAGGGCUUUGAAGUCACUUACUUCGACAUCGAUGAGCUGACGGUGAAUGGGCAGUACCAGUGCCUGGCAGAACUGUCCACCAUACCGGUCACCGUGUGCCACGGCACGGGCAUCUCCUGCGGCAACGCACACAACGACGCCGCCCACAGCGCGCUCCAGUAUAUCAAGAUCAUGGUGUCCAUCAAGUGAAGCUACGCAAGAGCUGCGCGUUUCACAGUACAACCCACCCAUGCUUUCACAGACCUACAGGAUGGAUUGUGGAAAAUUAUGUUUAAAAAGGAAAGAAAUAAGAAAAAGGUUUACUGGACAGUGUUUUAGUCCAUAAAUUAUGCUUAUAAAGUUUCUGGACAAUGUUAGUAAGGAAUUGAAAACAAACCCAGAGUAAUAUAGAUGCAUAUGUAAUAGAGUUGCAAAUGUUCUCCAGGUUUUGUUUUCCUCAGUGACAUACCAUUUUGGUGUGCCUGUGUGGUGUGUUCUUAGCCGUUGUAUUUAACAGCCAGUGUACGGGUCAUGGGCUUAAAUUGCUGUUAUUAAUUGACUUUCAAUAAUGAAAACAUUACAUUCCUUUGACAUAAGGAGAGACAAAACAAACAAACAAACAAAAAACCCUGGAAAGCUCAGUUAAGUUAAAAAAACAGUUUUUAAAACAAUUUAGGUUGGAAUGCUGCACUUCUGCUCAAACUUUACUGGGCGCGAGAAAGAUGAAUAUAAGCACUGAAACACCUGUAGAAAUGAAAGUUUCUUCUUGUGUGGCAUUUUGUCAUUGUCAGUUGUUACGUAAAUAUUACAUACAUAUUAUAUCAAGGGAAAUUAUUAAUAUAAUUGGCCCACUGCAUUGCAAACCCAUUUGUCAUUACUGAUAAAUGGUGAUAAGUUGCAAUAAAAGAUUAAACUUACUAUGGAAGUAUGUUGACCCCUUCUAAAGGAAUUGGCACUUUUAAUGAAUUUUAUUCAUAGACCAGGACCAUGUCUUUUUAUGGUUUUCAUGCCAACUGCUGGGGGAAAGUAAAGUGAAUCAGUAUGUCUAAAAUAUGUAUGACUUUUUGCAGGCAGCUGAUUUGUUUCAUAAUGUAAUCCAUAAAUGCAUUUGUGUCCUG
Conger conger (European conger) is the source of this 2000-nucleotide messenger RNA. It is a transcript of the gene prkra, whose product is annotated as protein kinase, interferon-inducible double stranded RNA dependent activator. The transcript has 8 exons. Lineage: Eukaryota; Metazoa; Chordata; Actinopteri; Anguilliformes; Congridae. The record is from RefSeq and is a predicted model, not a curated record. Bases 160 to 1092 code for a protein of 310 amino acids.